GCAGCACCUGGCGGCGCCGUCGUGGUCGUGGUCGCGGUCCUGACCCCGGUGCACCAGGCGCGCUCCCGCAUGCCCACCCACCACCACAUGCACACACCCGCGGCGAGAGGAGGAGCGGCAUCUUCCUCGCAGGCUUCGUUUCGCCAAUUUAGUUCCCCCUCUCCCUUUUUCUUAUAUAUUUUUUUUUAUUGCAUUUUAUUGUUAGCACUGUAAUUAUUUGCCGGGGUGCUCCGGCCGGGUCCAGACGGAGAGGGUGGAUUAUAGCUCCGGGAUCCCCGUGGCUCCUGGGAAGGGGCUGCAUGAGAGAAGGAGCCUGGAAAUGACAGAUGAUGGCUUGCAACCACACAGCAAACAGCUGCAGCAGCUGGAAGCCUGUGCAGUCCCCACACUGCCUAUGGGCUGGUGGUGUUGCCGGUGGGUAGGACAACCAUGUGCUGGCACCUCGGUCACUCUCGUGCUGCCCUGGAGCCCACCAGGGUGAACCCGCUUCCUUCCAGCACAGCUGCAGCCUGCUGCAGAGGGGCAGCACCGAGGAGCUGGAGGCAACAACAUUUCGAGCACUGCAGGUGUUUGCUCAGUGGAUGUUGCUGACACUGUGGCUGCAGUUUACACACAAGAUACCAACCAAACACUAAUAUUUGGAGGAGCAUUUGGAAACAUACAGUUCCUCACCCAGGAUGCCUUUCAAAACCGGGUUAGAACAGACUGAAUUACAGACUAUGACUGUCCCUGAAGAUGAUAACACCAGCAAUGAUUCAAAUGAUUUCACAGAGGUGGAAAAUGGCCAGAUGAAUAGCAAGUUUAUUUCGGCAAGCAGAAGGAGUCUCACAAACAGCAAGCUGGAGAAACAAGAGAGUGAUGAAUACAUCCCAGGAACUACUUCCAUGGGAAUGUCCAUUUUCAACCUCAGCAAUGCGAUCAUGGGGAGUGGGAUUUUGGGCCUUGCUUUUGCCUUGGCCAACACAGGAAUUAUCCUUUUCCUGCUGCUUUUAAUUGCAGUGAUGGUGCUGUCUAUUUAUUCGAUACAUCUCAUGUUGGUGUGUUCAAAGGAAAUAGGCACCAUGGUGUAUGAGAAGAUAGGUGAGCAGCUCUUUGGUGCCCCAGGGAGAGCGAUUGUGUUCGCAUCUACAUCUCUCCUGUACAUUGGAGCAAUAUUGAGCUAUCUCUUCAUAGUCAAAAAUGAACUGCCUUCUGCCUUGAAGUUUCUAAUGGGAAAAGAAGAAACUUUUACGGCAUGGUACGUGGAUGGGCGGUUUCUUGUUGUCAUCGUGACGUGUGUUAUAAUCCUCCCUUUAUGUCUCCUUAAGAACUUAGGGUAUCUUGGCUAUACCAGUGGAUUUUCGUUGUCCUGCAUGGUGUUCUUCCUGAUAGCGGUUAUUUACAAGAAGUUUCAAAUUCCCUGUGGCGGAUUGGAGCUAAAUGCAACAUCAACUAUCCUAUCAAAUAGCUCAGCACAUGAAGAUAUGUGUAAGCCAAAGUAUAUUGUCUUUAAUUCCAAGACCGUGUACGCUUUGCCCACCAUCGCAUUUGCGUUUGUGUGCCACCCAUCAGUCCUCCCAAUUUACAGCGAACUUAAAGACCGUUCAGAGAAAAGAAUGAAGUUGGUUGCAAAUAUCUCAUUUUCUUCGAUGUUUGUGAUGUACCUUUUGACUGCCAUAUUUGGCUAUUUGACUUUCUACGACAAAGUGAAGUCAGAUCUGCUUUACAAGUACCAGAGCAAAAAUGACAUCCUCAUCCUGAUGGUGCGCUUGGCUGUGAUCAUUGCGGUGGUACUCACAGUGCCGGUGCUGUUCUUCUCAGUGCGUGCAUCCUUAUUUGAGAUGGUUAAAAGAACACAAUUUGACUUACGCCUUCAUAUUCUGUUUACUUGCUUUAUUCUGUUUUUCCUCAACAUCUUAGUCAUUUUUAUCCCUACGAUGAAGGACAUUUUUGGAGUUGUAGGGGUCACUUUUGCCAACAUGAUGAUUUUCAUUCUUCCUUCGGCAUUUUAUUUAAAAAUGACACACCAGGAUAGAUCAAAGUUCACUGAGAGGAUUUGGGCUGGUCUUUUCUUGGCACUGGGGAUAAUAUUUUCCCUAGUGAGCGUUCCCUUGGUCAUCUAUGACUGGGUAAAAUCAGGAGGCAGUGAACACGGCCACUGAAGUUCACCUCGUUCUGAAAAGAAGACACCCCUGUUUGCUACACACCAAAAUCACAACCAUCUGUUCUGUUAUCUAUUCCAUCUUUUCUGAGUUUACUCAAAUCAAAUCCAAAUAAUGACUCCCCAGCAGUGAAAA
Molecule: messenger RNA, 2276 nt
Organism: Columba livia (rock pigeon)
Lineage: Eukaryota; Metazoa; Chordata; Aves; Columbiformes; Columbidae
Gene: SLC38A1
Product: solute carrier family 38 member 1
Biological process (GO): amino acid transmembrane transport; L-glutamine transport
Cellular component (GO): plasma membrane
Molecular function (GO): L-glutamine transmembrane transporter activity
Source: RefSeq, a predicted model, not a curated record